Colletotrichum karsti is the source of this 1725-nucleotide messenger RNA. RefSeq names its product x-pro dipeptidyl-peptidase c-terminal non-catalytic domain-containing protein. The transcript is spliced from 5 exons. Gene Ontology annotation, molecular function: dipeptidyl-peptidase activity. Bases 1 to 1725 code for a protein of 574 amino acids. Lineage: Eukaryota; Fungi; Ascomycota; Sordariomycetes; Glomerellales; Glomerellaceae. The record is from RefSeq and is a predicted model, not a curated record.
AUGGCGCCAUACUAUGUCAACUCUAUCAAAGUGCUCCAAUGCCCCAUAAACCGCCCGGCAUGGGACCAUCCCAAGGAGCCAUCCCGCGUGGAUCUACCCGCCGGCAGCAGAAAGACCCCAGAGGCUCGUCCCCUGCCUUGCGACAUCAUCCUUGAAAAGGAUCACUUCUUGACUUUGCGCGAUGGCGUCCGCAUCCGAGCCGACAUCUAUCGGCCGAAGACGGAGGAGAAGGUCCCGGCCGUCCUCAUGUGGUCGCCAUACGGGAAGAGCGGCGAAGGCAAUCUCAACCUUGACAAGGUUCCUUUGAGGGCUGGUGUUCCUUUGAGCCAACUUUCUGGAUACGAGUCCUUCGAAGGGCUCGACCCUGCUGAAUGGAUUCCGCAUGGUUAUGCUCUGGUCAACAUCGAUGCCAGAGGAAUCAACGACUCUGAGGGAGACGUGAGAGCUUUCGGAACCGGCGAGGGCAAAGACGGCCACGACGCCGUCGAGGAGAUCGCCAAGCUUCCGUGGUGUACCGGCAAAAUCUCUCUAGCAGGUAACUCAUGGCUCGCCAUUUGCCAAUGGUACAUCGCCGUCGAGAGGCCUCCUCAUUUGGCAUGCAUUGCACCGUUCGAAGGUGCCAGCGAUAAUCUACGUGAGUCGUUAUCUAGAGGAGGAAUACCGGCACCUCCUUUCAUGAAGAUGUUGCAGAAUCUCCUCGUGGGCCGCAAUGAGCAAGAAGACAGCAUUGGGAUGCUCGAAAAAUACCCCAAUUGCAGGGAAUACUGGGACGACAAAAGAGCCCAGAUGAACAAAAUCGAGGUCCCGGCGUACAUCCUCGCAAGCUUCUCGACGAUGCUUCAUACCUUGGGGAGCUUCAGGGGGUUUGAAGAGAUACCACAUGGUAACAAAUGGAUCGCCGUCCACGCGACACAGGAGUGGUAUGAUCUUUACAGCGAGGCACGAACAAAUGACCUGCGAAAGUUCUUCGACCGCUAUCUCAAAGGCAUCGAGAAUGACUGGGAGAAGACUCCUGCGGUGAGGCUAGCUGUGCUCGGCUACAACAAGCCGCCCAUUCUAGACCUUCCUUUCGAUCACCUUCCGUGGCUGUCGAAUCCCAAUUCACAAAAGCUCUUCCUGGCUUCAGACAAGUCUCUGCAACAUACCAACGGCAGCGAGUACAAGACUCUUGAGUACAGAGAUGUCGAACGGGCCGAGUUCGCAUACACCUUCCAGCAACCGACAAAGCUAGCCGGUCCCUCGAAGCUGGUGAUCCACACAUCCUGCCCAUCGCAGUCAGACUUUGACAUCUACGCGCAACUCCGGAAGCGUGACAAGAACGGCAACGACUUGGAACAUGUGAACAUGCCCCUGGAGGCUCUCGGAGUCGCCACCGCAAAGGAGGUCCCGAACAUCAACCCGCUGAAGUAUCUCGGGCCUACAGGCCGACUACGAGCGUCGAAAAGGAAGGUGGCGCCGGAGCUGUCGCAGCAGUACUGGGAGACGCUGGCUCAUGAUUCCGACAAUCCCGUUGCGCCGGGAGAGAUUCUCAAGCUUAACGUGUGGAUCUGGCCAACCGCUAUCCAGUUUGAUGCGGGCGAACAGCUGGUGCUCAAGAUUUCGGGUCAUGACAUGAGUUUGCCUGAGUUUGAAAUGCUCAAGUCGGAACCAGCGAAGGCUGCGCCUCAAAUCUUGCACCUGGGAGGAGAAUAUGAAAGCUACUUGGAGGUUUCUUGGUUGCCCUGA